Messenger RNA from Centruroides sculpturatus (bark scorpion), 1779 nucleotides. RefSeq names its product solute carrier family 13 member 5-like. Gene Ontology annotation, molecular function: succinate transmembrane transporter activity; citrate transmembrane transporter activity. The coding region runs from base 108 to 1739 and encodes 543 amino acids. The transcript has 13 exons. Gene Ontology annotation, cellular component: membrane. Lineage: Eukaryota; Metazoa; Arthropoda; Arachnida; Scorpiones; Buthidae. Gene Ontology annotation, biological process: monoatomic anion transmembrane transport; citrate transport. The record is from RefSeq and is a predicted model, not a curated record.
ACGAAUGUUCGUUUGAAUACAAGUAUUCGAAUAUUCGAUAGUAGUUGUCAAACGUAAACGUAGGUCAAAAAGUAAUUAGUAGAAAUUUGAUAAUUAAUGAGUUCAUAAUGAUAAGUAACUUUAAGAAAUGUAUUACAAAACUGAAAGAAUUAAGACCAUAUAUUGGAAUGCUUAUGCUUUUAUUUAUUAUCCCAGGUUUUAAAUUUUCGGAGGAAGUGAGAACAGGAAUUAUCAUCUUUUUAAUAUAUACAUUCUGGCUGUUCGAAAUUAUACCUCCUGUUAUUACGGCAUUAAUGCCUUUAGUCUUGUUUCCAUUUCUACAUAUCAUCGAAACUAAAGUUGUAUGUGAAUUAUAUAUGAAUGAUUCCAUCAUCUUGUUUUUAGGAGGACUUAUAGCAUCAAAUGCUAUUCAAAGUUCUAACUUACAUAAAAGAGCAACUUUUACUUUCAUGAUAUUAAUGAAUAAAGGUGCUCCUUGGUUAAUACUCGGAUUUAUGUUAAACUCUAUGUUUUUAUCGUUAUGGAUAUCUAAUACUGUAACAACAAUGCUAAUGGUAGCUGUUGCAGAAGAAAUUUUAGAUAACAUUAGAAGUAAAUCAGUGAGCAAUGAACCAUUAAAUGAAAAUAAGGAAGAUGAUUUCCAGAAUGAAGCAGGCGUUUUACAAUUUAAAAGAAUAAAACAAGCAUUAAUGUUGAGCAUAACUUAUGCAUCAAGUAUAGGAGGUAUGGGAACAUUAGUAAGCACUGGAUCAAAUAUUUUAUUCAAAGAAUAUAUAAAAGAAUAUUUUCCAGGAUCGACAGAGAUCACUUUUGCUUCGUGGAUUAUAUAUAAUAUUCCUGGAAUGUUUUUACUAAUGUUAAGUGGUUGGGCUUUGGUGACUUACGUAGUCAUGAAAUAUAACAAACAAAAAGAAGAAACCCGUGAUAAUAUUAUAAAAGAAGUUGUUUAUCAGGAAUAUGUUAGCUUAGGAAUUUUAACCUUUCAGGAAAAAUUCCUACUUGCAUUAGGAUUUUUCAUUUUAAUAACACUGUGGUUCCGAAAUCCUAAAUAUAUGCCAGGUUGGGUGGCAUUAUUUAAACAAGAAGAAAUACUUGUAAAUGAUUCAGUUCCUAUAAUUGCUGCUGUGAUAUUAUUUUUCAUUAUUCCAGUAGAUCCAAAACAUUUCUUACAGAGUCCGGCAAUAUUAAAUUGGAAAUUAGUCCGAACAAAUACAUCUUGGGAAGUCAUUAUAUUAAUAGGAGGAGGAUUUGCUUUGGCUAAAGGACUUGAAGUGUCAGGAUUGAAUAAAAUUUUUGGCAGUUGGGUUUUAAAAAUGCAUAUCCUUCCUGUAAAUCUUAUGUUAGCAAUAAUUGUUUUAUUAACAAUUAUGCUAACUGAAUUCUUCAAUAAUAUUUCAGUAGCAGCGUUAAUGUUACCAAUAAUUACAGAAGUAACUUUAGCUCUGAAAAUCAAUCCAAUUAAAUUUUUCAUACCAAUUACAUUAGCAUCGUCAUAUAGCUUUUCGUUACCUACAGCUAGUCAAGCUAAUGAAAUUGUUCGUAAAGCAGGAGAACUCAAAGUAUUUCAAAUGGUGAUUCCAGGUAUUUGCAUGAAUCUGAUAGCUUAUUUUCUGCAACUCUUCUUCAUUAACACCUUCGGCAAUAUAAUGUUCAUGUUAAAUGAAUAUCCAAAAUGGGCUGCAAAACGAUUUACUGAAUUUGAUUUAUUGAAAAUUAAUGAUACUUAUACAUUCUAUUAACAUUAUUUAAAUUCUGUUAUAUUUAUAUUUUCCAUGAAUA